CUAGCUCCACCAGUGGCCACACAGUUGGAGAGGAGAUGGCGGCCAGAGGGGGCUUUCAGUCAGCACCAGCCGGUGGAGGAGGAGGCGUAAUGGGUCCCGGACCUCCAGUACCGGGCGCGGGGCCAGGCAUGGGCCCAGGGACUCCCUCUGGAAGGAUGGGACCGUCACCGGCCGCGCAGAAUCACAUGUACCGCUCCCCAAUGCCCGGGCCUGGGUACCCGAGACCAGGCAUGCCUCCAUCUAGCCGCAUGACCCCGCAGGGACCCGCCAUGGGCCCCCCAGGCUACGGCGGCAGUCCGGUGUCACGCCCGGGGAUGCCCGGCGUGAUGGACCCGUCUCGCAAGAGGCCCGCCCCGCAGCAGAUCCAGCAGGUUCAGCAGCAGAGCCGCAACCAGCAUACGAAGAAAAAGAAGAUGGCUGAUAAAAUUCUACCUCAGAGAAUCAGGGAACUGGUCCCGGAGUCUCAGGCUUACAUGGAUCUCUUAGCCUUUGAGAGGAAGCUGGACCAGACCAUUAUGCGCAAAAGGUUGGACAUCCAGGAGGCCCUCAAAAGGCCCAUCAAGCAAAAGAGAAAGCUUCGUAUCUUCAUAUCAAACACCUUCAAUCCAGCCAAACCUGAUGCUGAGGAUGGCGAAGGCACUGUUGCAUCAUGGGAGCUUCGUGUGGAGGGGCGUCUGCUGGAAGAUACAGCUGUAUCCAAGUAUGAAGCCACGAAACAGAAGAGAAAGUUCUCCUCCUUCUUCAAGUCUCUGGUGAUAGAAUUGGACAAGGACCUUUAUGGUCCAGAUAAUCAUCUUGUGGAAUGGCACAGAACGGCGACCACCCAGGAGACAGACGGCUUCCAGGUAAAGCGGCCCGGCGACGUUGGCGUUCGCUGCACCGUCUUGCUCAUGCUGGAUUACCAGCCGCCGCAGUUUAAGCUGGAUCCUCGCCUGGCUCGCAUGCUGGGCAUCCACACCCAAACGCGACCAGUCAUCAUCCAAGCAUUGUGGCAGUACGUCAAGACUCACAAGCUGCAGGACCCCCACGAGAGGGAGUUCAUCAAUUGCGAUAAGUACCUUCAGCAGAUCUUCGAAACCCAAAGGAUGAAGUUUUCCGAAAUCCCGCAGCGCCUUCACGCGCUGCUGAUGCCUCCUGAGCCCAUAAUCAUUAACCAUGUCAUCAGUGUGGACCCCAACGACCAAAAGAAAACGGCGUGCUAUGACAUUGACGUGGAGGUGGAUGACACUCUGAAGACCCAGAUGAACUCCUUUCUGUUGUCGACUGCCAGUCAGCAGGAGAUCGCAGGCUUGGACAACAAGAUCCACGAAACCAUCGAGACCAUCAAUCACCUGAAGACCCAGCGAGAAUUCAUGCUCAGCUUCGCCAGAGACCCUCAGGGCUUCAUCAAUGACUGGCUGCAGUCGCAGUGCAGAGACCUCAAGACCAUGACGGACGUAGUGAGCAACCCCGAGGAAGAGAGACGGGCCGAGUUCUACUACCAACCGUGGGCUCAGGAGGCCGUGUGCCGCUACUUCUACUCCAAGGUGCAGCAGAGACGGCAGGAACUGGAGCAGGCACUCGGAAUCAGGAACACCUAAAAGAACUUUCAAAAGAGCUUCCUUUUUUUUUUUUUUUUUCUUUCCAGGCAUAAAUUUAUCCUAUUUUUGUCACGUCUUAACCUUUCAAACAUUCCUUUCUUCAAUAAGAAAAUGCCAAAGUGAGCUCAAAAACCAUCUGAUAAAUGAAAUACUAGUUUUCAUAUUUUAACAAAUCCGGAUGUCCCAUACUCAAACACUUGUUUGUGCCAUUAUUAUUAUUUUUUUUAUAAUGAUUAAACAUUUUUUAUGAAGUAUGUAUAUCAUUGUCUUGUUAGUACCGUUGACCAUGAAGGAAGUAGCUAGUUAGCAGUACUUCUAGUCCAAAUAGUUUUGUACAUCCUGAGCAAGAAGAAAAAUUCUUUAUCCUAUCAGAACUUUUUUUUUUCUUUCUUUAAGCUCAGAUAGUAGACGCUGUAUUUAUAAUAGUCAGCGGCAGAUAUUAAAGUGCAGCAAAUAUGUUGAUGAAAUGAUAGUGAAACAACACUGUAGUAAUUAUUUGAAGCUUUUUGAUGGACCAAACCUAUUUUUCUGUAUUGUUCUUAUGUCAUAUAAUAAAACACAUG
Corythoichthys intestinalis (scribbled pipefish) is the source of this 2143-nucleotide messenger RNA. RefSeq names its product SWI/SNF related, matrix associated, actin dependent regulator of chromatin, subfamily d, member 1 (gene smarcd1). The record is from RefSeq and is a predicted model, not a curated record. The coding region runs from base 36 to 1580 and encodes 514 amino acids. NCBI's taxonomy places the organism in Eukaryota, Metazoa, Chordata, Actinopteri, Syngnathiformes, Syngnathidae. Gene Ontology annotation, molecular function: transcription coregulator activity. The transcript has 13 exons. Gene Ontology annotation, biological process: regulation of transcription by RNA polymerase II. Gene Ontology annotation, cellular component: nucleus; SWI/SNF complex.